AUGGAAGCGCGUAAGCUGAAACCUACACCAAUGCCAACUAAGAAGGUCGAUCGAGCGAUUCUUUUGGUCGCUCACGAUGAGCGAAAAGCCCAGGUGGGGGCGAGUGGGUUGGUUGGAGCGGAAGAGGAGGAAGACAAUGCGGACGAAGAUGACGAUGAUUUCGUCGAUGCAAAUGAAGAUGCUGAAACGAAUCAUCCAAAAGAGGGUGAAGUGGAGGCGGCAAUACACCCAGCUAAAGGCAGAGAAGUAAGCAUUGAAGACACGGAGCAAGACGCUGCUUCAACGUCAUCCCCGCAGCCAAGUUAUGGCGAAAAGCGUAAGCAACCACAAACAGAAUUGGAAGACCGCACCACCAAACGUCAGCACUACAACGACCCGCCUGUAAAUGUACUACUCAAUCCAGCAUCACCGUCUCCACCAAAAACAUCACCGCCGUCACCUUCUCCACCAGAAUCAUCGCCGCCAUCACCGUCCCGCCAGCAGCAAGACGCCGUGAUCGCGCUAGACCAAGAGGACUGGACCGCUCGCGCCGAACGUGCCUUGGGCCCUGUUGACCGCUCUCUCACCAACCUCAAUGCCUGGAUGAACGAUGUCGUUGGCUUAGGCAACCCUGCACCUAAGGACCCGACCCCAGGCCAGAUUGUUAGUGAGGUGGCUCAAGAUUUUGGACGCUGGGUGGGGCGGUGGGGUCGUGGGAUGGAUGCGAGAAUAGGGCUGGUGGGUAGAGAGGUCGAGGACAUGACUAAUCACCAGGAUGAGGAAGUUGAAGGAGAUGGAGGGGCCGGCAAUGGCAAUGAGCUAUGA
This is a messenger RNA of Alternaria novae-zelandiae, 804 nucleotides long. RefSeq lists its product as uncharacterized. Lineage: Eukaryota; Fungi; Ascomycota; Dothideomycetes; Pleosporales; Pleosporaceae. The transcript is spliced from 2 exons. The record is from RefSeq and is a predicted model, not a curated record. Bases 1 to 804 code for a protein of 267 amino acids.